Molecule: messenger RNA, 1131 nt
Organism: Williopsis jadinii
Lineage: Eukaryota; Fungi; Ascomycota; Saccharomycetes; Phaffomycetales; Wickerhamomycetaceae
Exons: 1
Coding region: 1-1131 (376 amino acids)
Source: RefSeq, a predicted model, not a curated record
AUGACGGAUAGAUACUCGGCUAUAGCAGAAGUGGAACAGGCUGGUUCGAUAGUUGAUCUGAGCACAAAGUCUAAGCAGCUGAGGCUGUUAGCUCGCAAUCCACAGUGGCUGUCGAACUUUGAUAAGGAACCACUUGAACGGAUCGUUGCACUCUUGUUGAAAUCGGAAGACCGGGUCGUCGAGCUGGACCUCGUUGCGACUUUAGCGAAUAUACUCUUCAUGAAUGCGAACCUAAGAAAUGACCCAUCCCCAAGUGGCCUUUUGAGGACGAUCCCAAAGCUGUACGCAAUGCUCGAUCUUGUCAGUGAACGUAGAUUCAACUCAGAGUUACAGUACCAAAACUUCCUACCAAUUUUCAGACUAUACUUCUUCUUAACACAGAACAAAGUGAUCUUACCGGCACUACAGCAAUCAGUCUUGAAGAUUAGUGGGAAACUACUCAAUUUUGUGACGCUUUCAUCACAGGAUUCCAGCUCACUCAAUAACAUCAUAAUGGAAAUCCUGAAGAUAUUAUACUCAGACGUUCAUCAGCUAGAGGAUACCACCGGUAUUGAUUCUUACUAUGUGUUGAGUUGUAAUAAGUUCAAUCUGCUGUAUGCCAAGCUGACAGACACAUCCAACGAUUACGACCAGAUACUGGAGCAUUUUGGUAACGUUCUUGUUGCAAUUUCCACAGACAUUUCAGAAAACUACAUGCUAAAUAAGGCUUUGUUUGUACGAAACCAGGUGAAGCUGUUAAACAAAAUACUCUCUAAGCCAAUUUCAACGUCUUUGGUACGAUACUUACUUACGUUGGAAUUACUGCUACAAAUUGAUAAUGGAGAAAGUGGAUUGGAGAAGUACAUAAAGGACAACCUGAACUUUGAUGCCUUCCGUUCAAUCCACAAUGAUCCACAUCUACCGGUUGUGUUGGCUGACUUGGAACACAAGCUACAUAGUUCCAUGGAUUUGACGCAAAUUUUGGAAAAUAGUACAGAGUAUCAACACAAGGCUCACAGCCAACCAAGUGGAGAAACGAGACCAAGGUUUGAAGACCUUUCUGAAGAGGAACAGGAUAAAGAGAUCCAAAAGAUGCAGGAUAUAUUUGGUAAGAUUGAAAAGAAUGGUGUUUUCAAUAUCCAGAUGAACUGA